AAUUCGCAAAACUAUUAACUGUUGACUCUUGUCAGAUAGUGAGGGCAGAACAGGAGCGGCCACGGGGUUGAAGGCGCGGCCACCCAUGGAAACCCAUGAGCCUUGUGGUCAUCGUCUCGGCGACAGGGUUGAUGGAGAGCAGCAGCACGUCGUCUCCUGGAGCGAUAUCAUUGGUGUGAUAGGCCGUAGCCUUUCCAUCAAAUGCCUCCUGCGGCUGUCCAGGUCAGACUAUGGCUCCGUGGCGUGUCUGAACCAAGACUUCAAUUCGCUGGUCCGCAGUGGGGAGAUCUACCGCCUGCAUCGGAACAAUGGCGUAGAGGAGUACUGGCUCUACUUCUCCCGCAACCCUCUGCAGUGGGAUGCUUACGACCCACACUGCGGACGCUGGAUCGAAGUGCCCAGGAUGCCACAAGACGAAUGCUUCAUGUGCUCCGACAAGGAGUCCCUCGCUGUCGGAACCGAGCUACUGGUGUUUGGGAUGGCACACAUUGUAUACAAAUAUAGCAUCCUAACAAAUUCAUGGACACGGGCUGGUCCGAUGAACUCACCGCUUUGCCUAUUUGGGUCGACAAGUGCUGGUGAAAAGGCAUAUGUCGCGGGGGGGAUCGAUUCGCUUGGAAGGAAACUGAGUGCCGCGGAGAUGUACAACUCUGAGACACAUGCAUGGACACCCCUUCCUUGCAUGAAUGAGGCUAGGAUGAUGUGUUCUGGCGCGUUCAUGGAUGGCAAGUUUUAUGUGAUCGGUGGUGUUACCAACAACAACAAGGUACUGAAAUGUGGUGAGGAAUAUGACUUGGAGCGGGGGUCUUGGAGGGUCAUCGAGAACAUGUGUGAGGGCGUCCACGGAAUGGCCGGUGCUCCUCCACUCAUCGCCGGUGCUACUCCACUCAUUGUCGUUGUCAACAAUCAGCUUUAUGCAGCUAAUUACAACGACAAGGAUGUGAAGAGGUAUGACAAGCUGAAUAAUAGGUGGAUCGCUCUUGGAAAAUUGCCUGAACAUUGCGUGUCAAAGGAUGGUUGGGGCAUUGCUUUCCGAGCGUGUGGUGACCGGCUGAUUGUCAUUGGAGGUCCUAGGACUUAUACUGGUGGCACGAUUGAGAUUCAUUCAUGGAUCCCGGAUGAUCAACAACCGCCUGUGUGGAAUUUGGUUGCUAAACGGUCAUCCAAGAGCUUCCUUUAUAACUUGGCCAUGAUGGGUUGCUGAGUCCGCUGAAUAAAGAUUGAAUGCGGUGGAUAUUUAUGA
This is a messenger RNA of Triticum aestivum (bread wheat), 1243 nucleotides long. Its product is annotated as F-box/kelch-repeat protein SKIP11-like. Gene Ontology annotation, cellular component: nucleus. The record is from RefSeq and is a predicted model, not a curated record. NCBI's taxonomy places the organism in Eukaryota, Viridiplantae, Streptophyta, Magnoliopsida, Poales, Poaceae. The transcript has a single exon. The coding region runs from base 86 to 1204 and encodes 372 amino acids. Gene Ontology annotation, molecular function: protein binding.